Messenger RNA from Laccaria bicolor S238N-H82, 432 nucleotides. RefSeq lists its product as uncharacterized. The transcript has 3 exons. Bases 100 to 300 code for a protein of 66 amino acids. Gene Ontology annotation, cellular component: endoplasmic reticulum. The record is from RefSeq and is a predicted model, not a curated record. NCBI's taxonomy places the organism in Eukaryota, Fungi, Basidiomycota, Agaricomycetes, Agaricales, Hydnangiaceae.
AUUACUCAAUCUACCAUUUAUCCACGUCUCGUCUUUCAACCCUCUGCGUAUAGCCAAAAACUCUUACACUCUUUCAUAUUUCGCGUAUAAUCAUUAAAAAUGCCAACCGAAUUCGAAAUGCGUCAGCGAAAUGCGAAAUUCGCCAAAGAUGUUCGGGAGGGAAAGAAAGCAACACAUGUCUCGCGGCAGGAGAAGAUGUUGCAGAAAAGUCCGCUAAGUCUAUGGGCACUUGGUAUUGUCGUCUUCGUGGUUAUUGGAGGAGUGUUUUUUGAGAUUAUGAGAAUUCUGUUCCUUGAUUAGGGCUUUACUCAAGAGCAUAAUAAGCUCUGGCUCCGGGUUGUAUCACACCUGUACUUAUCCUCUUAUUUAAUGGUCGCAAAUCAUAGGGAAACACUAAAGCAAACUCCACGCCAAUAAACAUGACUCGUGAUA